Molecule: messenger RNA, 5611 nt
Organism: Cinara cedri
Lineage: Eukaryota; Metazoa; Arthropoda; Insecta; Hemiptera; Aphididae
Source: the annotation of a GenBank genome assembly
AUGCCGCUGUCGCACGAGACGACGGGCGUCACAGAAACCAGCGAUGUCGAUGCUACAGCUGUCGGACGCUCCGUUGGCGAGCAAUUCAAACGGUCCCGGAACAUUUCGACCGGACCUCGUAUGUUAUUGUGUGCAGCGGGUGUUGGAAUAUGCGCGGUGGGGGAGGGGGGGGAGGGGAACCGUCCGACGAGUGUUUUUGUACGAUAAAAUAUGUAAUUUUCAAAGAGUUUUCGUCGUAACCAGGAAGAGAUGCACCGACGACGUUCGAUCCGUCUUCGGGAUAACGGUCGUGGUUUCACGGUCGCAGCAUCAACGUCACGUGUACAAUAACACACAUACACUCUAUUUCUACGUGUUGUAUAUUGAACAAUGAUUCAGUGGCGUGACACGUAUUUCUUUCUUUUUUUUUUUUUUUUAGAACGUAAUUCUUAUACGACGGUUCUCGAUUGAGUGUAUAUAAUAUUAUUAUUAUUAUUAAAGACACAUGUAUGUGUACAUUUGACAGGAUACGACGACUGCCAGAUAUCGGGCGUUUAUUAUUAUUUUUUUUUUUCUUUUCCUUUUCGGUUUUCGAAUCGUGCAGCGUAUAGUGUGCUGUGCGCAGUGCACACUUUUAAACGCAAUGUGUUUUACAUUAUUAUAUUCGACGACUUAGCCGCGAUUUCGUGACGAUUCGUUUUAAAAACGAUCGCGGCGGCAUUAUAAUUCGACUCCCCACAUGUUUUGACUUACAUAUAUUUUUUUUUUCGCGAAUUUAUUAUUAUUGUUGAGCGUCUAGGAAGAUACAGUUUAAAUUAAUAACAGUAGUCGGAAACUAAUAAAAGGUUUAGACGGCAGUAAUAUCACCGCUCUACCCGAAAUUCGCGAUUUUUUUUUUUUACGAAUUAUACACGUAACGCAUACAGUUGCAUAAUUUGUAUUGCAAUUAUACACACGUUUCCCCGCGGUUUUAAAUAUACGUGUUAGACGUAUGCACGUCACCUAUAUAUUGAGUAAUUCGCUAUGCCGAAAACCUGUUCGGUAAUUGCUAUAAUCGUCUCCCUCCUCCACUCCGAAUAUGAACUCUAGUCACGCCGACCGACAGUACCUAUAUGCGUAUGCUCCGCGAUAAUUUAACGCGGUAAAAAAAAAAAAAGUCUUAGAAAAUCGACAAUUUUUCGUAAACGAGAAUAGAAUUAACGUAGAUGUCUAAUGGAAAACAAUAUUUUAUAGCCGAGACUCCGUGAGGUUAAAUCUAAAGUUGCGGCGACCCCAACGGCAUACGGCGAGUAGGCGAAUUUUAUACUGGCCGUACCCCGCGCAAUAUCGGCGGUUUGUGCAGUGGAUUUCACCGGUAAACCGAUCAAAUUCGGGCUCUCGAUACUAUACAAUGACAAUAUUUGCGCGGGCCGCCAAACUUCAGAUUCGCUCGUAAUAAUUACAAUUACAACCACAACACGUGUAUGGUUCUGAUUAUGCACCGGUAGUUCAAUCAACCACAAGCUAUUUGUGAUUGUCCGGGACCAAAAUUUAUUGACGACGCGGCGCACACUCGUGUUGUCGACGGUUAACACGUGACAACGAAAUCACAAUAUCGGAACCACAGUCCGCGAACAUGUCUAAUUUAUUACCGUACGCGUGUCUGCGAUUGAAAUUUAGUAGUACCGGGACCGACAGAAUUAUAAGGAGAAUAAAAUCGUAGAAACAAUAUGUCUGGAGAGGGGAGCCUGGACCCCCAGGAUUCGUCCCAUAGAUCCGGACCCGCCUGAACGGUGUGUACGCGGACGUAAAUUUGAAAAACCGAAAACGUCGAAAAUUACCGUUCGGGGUUACGAAGGCUCCGAACAAAGAACACGAUAAUUAAAUUAGAAAUAAUAGCGUAUCUGUACGAUACGUAUAUGCUGUUUAGUUGAUUAAGUUAAAAAUACGCGUAGGUAAACCGUAUAACAUUACACGUUGAGUAUAGCUAAUAAUAGAGACCAUAUAAUAUUACAAUUGUAUUGUAUCGUAGGUGUAACGCUGGUGUUUUUUCGGUUUUGCUCCGUUGCACCUGCGGUAGUGCGGUAUAACGCAGACUAAAAAACGGAACAUGCGUGAUAUUGAUAUCUAUCGUUACAGUAUCUAUUUUCAACGGAGCUACACCGCUGGCGGUGGCACAGGUGAUUUUUAACAAAUAUCAUAACAGCACUGGCUUCGGAAAACUCUCCGAGCACCACUGCUUGUACCCGAUACUAUAUUAAUCCUGUUACCUGUAUGUUAAACGUGAUUAUUAUUUUUUUGAACCGUAGGUAUUUUCGUCCGUCCGCUACGGAAAUUAUUUUUUUUUAUUUUUUUAUUUUUUUUUCCAAUAAUGAAAAACGAAGAUAUUAAAAUCGGAACUUUCGCAUCUAUGCUAUCGUCUGUUUAUAUAAAUACACGAAUAUACACUAAAUACGUUGUUAUAAUACGAACAAUUAGUAGAUACCUAAAACUUAACGUCGAAAGUGUUUGGGUUUUGAGAUUAAGUCCGCGGAACGCUGGACGUACGUAACAACGAUAAUAAUAUAUAAGCAAUUGUAUACUCUCUAGUAUAGAAACUAUAAAGGAUUUUUGGAAAUUCGACCAUCGAUGACCGGCCCUCGCAUUUAAAUUGUAUUCCUUAAAAUACGGAAAUUAGCGAUUUAGUUUUUUUGUUUACUUUUGGAUCACAUUAUUCAUGCGUACGCGAAAACAACUGUACUACUUUCAUUUUGUCUUAUUUUUUAAUCUGAGUGUCGUUAAACAAUCAGCGGGCAUACGACUUGUCACUGGCAAGGCCGAUGCCUUCACACCUUACACAUUUAAGCAAACACCUUUGCAUAGAGUUUUCUGUACAGAAAAUUCGAUCUGUAUUUUCCGGAGUAUACGUUGAAAAUACCUGCUCGAUUUGCGUCUUUACUAAUUAUAUUUAUUAUAAUAUAUUUGGUGUGUGUUGGACAUUAUUGUAAUACCUAUUAGAUUUAUGAGUAUUAAAUUUAAUUACAGAGACGCUUGGCAUUUGAUAGUUAAGGAUGUGUACACCACGUUUAAAGAUGAGGAUCCGGUCGACGAAGAACCUGAUUUAGUGGUUUAUUUCAGUGAUCAAUCUGGUGAUCAAAUUUCGUGCUCCAUGACGGCUUACCUGGUUUCACAGUCGUUCCCCCUUUGCCACUUUCCAUUUCCACAGGGAGGAGAAAAUACCGCCCAGGAACUCGGUAAAUAUACAUUAAAAAAAUUCAAAUAUACACCUAACUCCUNAAGUUGUUGAUUUGACAAUAAAAAGAGUACAACCCGUCGAAAAUAGCAUAAACUAUUUGCAGUUUGUUUUUUUUGAUUAGAAUUUGGGAAAGGGAAUAUUAUCAAUAUUUGUUGUAAGUAUUUAAUUUUGAUUUGAGUGUUUAUAUUUUUCAUGUUAUGUUGCAAUUAAACUUAUUUUCACUAAUUUUGAUCAAUAUUUAUUAAUUCAUCUUAAAAAAAAAAAAAAUAAAUAAAUAAAAUGUAUGUUACAAUGAGACCAUAAAGUAAUGUAAUUUAAACAAAAUGAAAUUGUUUUAAUAUUUUGCAGGAAAUGUUUGAGUAUGUUGAUUUUCUUAUUCUUGAUCAGUUGGAUUGUUUGCAUUAUCGUAUUGACGAUUCGGAAUUGGAGAUUGUUGCUAUACUUAAUGGGGAAUUAAUAGUCUUCGAAAUGAGACUGUAAGUGGUUUUCCAAGGUUUUAGUAUAAAUAAUUACACUUAUUAGUUAAAUUGUACAAUAUGCCUUUUUUUUUUUUUAAAUUCAAUAGAAUCGUUUGUGAAGUGAUAAUAAAGAACGAGUGCACCACGGGCAAAAAUGAGGAACCGGAUGUCGAAGAACCCGAGUCGGUAGAUUCUUCCGGUAAUCAGUCUUGUGUUCAAGUUUCGAGUUCUUUGACGGCUGACCGCAUUCCGCCGUCAUUUCCUAUUUACGUAUCGUUUUCACAGUAGAGCGAUAAUACUUUACAAAGUAUCGGUAAAUAUACAUACAAAUAGACAUCUGUAUAAAAACUAUAACAAAUACCCACCUGCCUCCUAAUAAAUUAGUGUUGAUUUGAUGUAGAUCCGGAUGGCGAAGAACCCGAGUCAACGGAUUUUUCCGAUAAUCUGGGUUGUGAUCAAGCUUCAAGUUCUUCGACGGCUGACCUCACUUCACCGUCUUUCCCACUUUACGUUUGGCCUUCAGAGACAGGAGAUAAUGCCGCCCAAAUUAUCGGUACAUAUAUAUUCUGGGAUAGACUUCUGCAUAAAAACAUGACAAAAACCUAGCUGCCUCUUAAUAAAUUAUUGUUGAUUUGAUAUAGACGAAUCCUGCAUGGAGGCAAUAAUUCGAGUGGUCAAUUUGACAAUAAGGAGGGUCCAACCCGUGGAAAAAGUUUUAAAAUAUUUUCAGUUUAUUUUAUUUGAUUUGAAUAUGAGAGAGGUAAUAUCGAUAUUCGUUGUAUGUAUUUAUUUUUUUCAUCUUGUUACAAUUAUUUUUAUUUCCACUAUUUAUUUAUUACCGAUAUUUAAUAAUUUAUCAUGAAGAAAAAUAUAAUGUAUUCGUUAUGAUGUGAUCAUAGUUCUGUAAUCUAAAAAAGUAUAUUAUUUUAAUAUUUCGCAGCAAAUGUAUAGGCGUAUGUAUUGUCACUCACAUGAUCAGUUGGUUUGGUGGUACCAUCGUAAAGGCGAUUCGGAAUUGGAGAUUGUCGGUAAACUCUAUGGAGGGUUUAUUGUCCAAGGAAUGAGACUGUAAGUGGUUUUCUAAAGUUUCAGUAUGAAUAAUUACACUUAUAAGUUAAAUUACAUAAUAUGUGAUUUUUUAGUAUUUUACCGGACGAUUGGAAGCCGAGUGCUCGAAUGGUUUUAAACCAUUUGGAGAAUUAUGAUCUUCAAUAUUUAAACUUCGCCCGAUCAGCAUUCACACAAUUAAACAAAGAUAUACCACAGGAAUGUUUACAUCUAAUCAAGGUGUGUUAAAAAAAAAAAAUAAAAAUAUUGUUAUUGUAUUAUUUUAUACUUAUAAAUUUACUUAGAAUAAUUAAUCGAGUCAAUAUUCGAUUCACAGAUUAAACAAUAUAGCAAAUAAUAAUAUAGUAGGCAAUGGAAUAGCCAAUAAGUAUCGCAGAUUAUCAUUUUUUUUUUUUUAUCAGAAACCCGAGGUAAUUACAAAACUCAGAUACGAUUUACUUAACGAUCACUACCGCCAUAUUAUGUUCUUAAAAUAUGGUGGUAGGUAACACGUGAAUAGUGGACGAAAACUGAGAUUUUUGUACGGCGAAAUGUGUCUCGUGAUAAUUUCAUACUAAUAUAUUAUACUUUGCUACUGCAAAAUGUGCAUCUCGGGUGACUGUAGGCGUUGGUUCUGGUUAAUUUUUACGAUAUUAUAUAUACCAAACAUACCGUAGGUAUAGGUAGCUAACAAUAAGUAAUAAAAUGUCAAAAAUAAAAUAAUUUGUCAAUAAAUAAACAACUCUUUUUGUGUUAGUGAAACUAUACAAAUUGUCUCGCAAAAGAUAUUAUUAUAACCAAACGUACCUGCUUAUAUUUUCAGGAAAUCAUGGAUAUGCCACGGAUAAACACCAUACGCAAAAGAAUGCCUACUGGCCUGCCGUCCUUUGCUUAUAGCUAUAAGUAUCUGUGA